Messenger RNA from Dentiscutata erythropus, 1410 nucleotides. The record is from the annotation of a GenBank genome assembly. NCBI's taxonomy places the organism in Eukaryota, Fungi, Glomeromycota, Glomeromycetes, Diversisporales, Gigasporaceae.
AACAAUUAUAAUAGUCAACGAUGUUCUGGAAUGUUUGAUAAGGCCGCAAUUCCAGGAGGGACGGAUCCAAAGAUUACUUUAAAAUAUGACAAAAUUUCAAAGAUAGGAGCAUCAAUGGUUGUAUACGAAUACUCAGAUUUUGAUAGUAUUGGAUAUUUCGAGAAAGGAGAGCGUGGCAGCAUUGUUUUUAACAAGGAUGCAUCAAGUAUCGUUGAUCAUGUAUUCAAUUUCGAUUCUACUGGGGAAGAUCAGAGUUUUAUAUAUCAUGUCAAUAAAACCGGCUUUUAUUGUGUCGCAGCGUUUUCUUUUGAAGACAGAGUUGGAGAUUUUAUGAUAAGAAUUGAUUGGAGAAAUCCGUAUGGAGAACUACCUGCUUCUGAUUAUCCAAAAUUGCCGUUUUAUGGACUCUUAUCACUGGUUUAUUUGGUUAUUGGAGUCAUAUGGAUGACGCUUAGUAUAAUACAUUGGCGAGAUAUUUUACCAAUACAGAACUAUAUCUCGAGCGUGAUUCUAUUUCUCAUGUUAGAAAUGGCUUUCAAUUGGGGAUAUUGGGAGAAUUAUAAUAACUAUGGGGUUUCAUCAACAUUUCUCCUUUGCCUUGUUGUUGUUCUCAAUGCCGGAAGAAACUCUAUUUCAUUCUUUAUGCUAUUGAUUGUUUGCAUGGGAUAUGGUGUAGUCAAACCAACUCUCGGCAAUACAAUGAAUAAGUGUCGUGCACUGGCUGCAGCACAUUUCAUAUUUGGUAUAAUGUAUGCUGCAGGUACAAUGCUUAUCGAUCCUAACACUUCAGGUCCUCUUAUAUUUCUAGUCAUUUUUCCAUUGGCUCUUACAAUGACCACGUUUUAUAUCUGGACACUUCAAUCAAUUACAACUACACUUCAGACCCUUAAAAUUCGCAAGCAAAGUGUUAAAUCUUUAAUGUAUAAACGGCUUUAUAGACUUUUGGUUUUUUCAGUUAGUGUGCUGGGCAUCUUCUUUUUUAUCAAUAUGUUUAGUUAUAUCCAUCGGGGUGACAAUAACUGGGUACUAAAGUACUGGCGGUGGAAAUGGUUCUUAUUAGACGGAUGGUUGAAUAUUUUGUAUUUGAUUGUAUUCAUCGUAAUACUCGUUAUUUGGAGACCAACUUACAAUAAUAAGAGAUAUCCUUUGAUUGGAAAAGACGAAGAAUUAGCACAAGAGGACGACUAUGAUCUAGAUAAUAUCGGUCAUGCGUUGGAAAGUCUUGGUUAUGAACAGAUUAAGUAUAGAAAUUCUACACGGGACCAUAAUGAGACUGAAAGAUUGCAUGUAGAAGAGGCAUUUCUGGAAAUUAUGAGGCACCAUCUAGGUACUAUAUUUAUUCAUUUUAAAAAAAUGAGUUUUGUGUUAUUAUCCCUUUUUGACACCAAAUUUGUACAAAGUGACUUUUAA